AUGGAAUCCGAAUUACUUUCAUCAAAAUGCAACCUUGAACCCGUCGAUCUACAUGACGAGGCCCAAUUCCGCGAGCUCCGACGACAACGUACCAUAUGUGGCUGGGAUUUCGAUCCACACACCUUGCAAAAAUGGAGAGACAACAAUCAUCUCAAAAAGCUAUUCUGGAUUACCGUCCCUAACACAAACACCAACGAAGCAAGUAUCCGCACUGGUCACAUCUCGCUGAACAAACUCCCUGGUCUACUCGAACCGGAUAUGGCGAAAGAGAACGAGGUUGAAAUCUCCAUAAGUUCUUUCUUCAUUCUACCAGAGUAUCGCCGGUUACGACUCGGGAAGCGUGCUGUGAAAAUGUUGGAGCAGCUGGCAGUAACUGAGCCAUUUGGUGAUUCCUGCUGCCGGUACAUCACAUUAACAGCGCUGAGCAAAAGAUAUAUCUACGAUGAGGCGCCGGAAUGGAGAGGAAUCUGGCAGCGACUGGGGGAGCCGCUGCCGUCAUUCAGUAUCCAGGAGUGGUACGAGAGUCUUGGGUAUGUUAGUUGGAAGGUCGAGCCACUCUACGCAGAAACAGCGAUGGAUGGAGAGCCUAUCACACUAUGGGAGGCAUUUAUGAAAAAGGAUCUCCGUGAGAAAAAUCGGCGGCCAGGGUGA
This is a messenger RNA of Penicillium soppii, 651 nucleotides long. RefSeq lists its product as uncharacterized. Gene Ontology annotation, molecular function: acyltransferase activity, transferring groups other than amino-acyl groups. The transcript has a single exon. The record is from RefSeq and is a predicted model, not a curated record. NCBI's taxonomy places the organism in Eukaryota, Fungi, Ascomycota, Eurotiomycetes, Eurotiales, Aspergillaceae. Bases 1 to 651 code for a protein of 216 amino acids.